This is a messenger RNA of Capsicum annuum, 1361 nucleotides long. Its product is annotated as transcription factor bHLH118. Gene Ontology annotation, cellular component: RNA polymerase II transcription regulator complex. The coding region runs from base 387 to 1127 and encodes 246 amino acids. The record is from RefSeq and is a predicted model, not a curated record. Gene Ontology annotation, biological process: regulation of transcription by RNA polymerase II. The transcript is spliced from 3 exons. Lineage: Eukaryota; Viridiplantae; Streptophyta; Magnoliopsida; Solanales; Solanaceae. Gene Ontology annotation, molecular function: RNA polymerase II transcription regulatory region sequence-specific DNA binding; protein dimerization activity; DNA-binding transcription factor activity, RNA polymerase II-specific.
UCAACUCUGGGGAGUGGGGACAAUGCCAGAAAUAGAGAGCAGCGACCAGAAUGGCGGGGUUGCAAUUAUACGUUAACGAUAGCCAGGCUAGUGUCGAUUAAAGAAAAUUAAUAUAGGUAGAAAUAAAAUAUUUGGUGGUGAUGAGUGAUGAGGUCAGUCCUUACAUCUACCUAUUUAUGGAGACAUUGCAGACAAUCAUAUGGCAUCCUAAGGGCCAUUUGUAGAUCUCGCAAUCCUAACAAACCUAUCAUCUUUUCUUUACUGCUAGCUACUAAUAAAUUAUUUUCAUUUCUUUAUUACAUGUACAUAUAUACGUAUAUAUCACCUGUAGAAAAAAGAGAGAGAACUUCCACAGUUGAUCAAGAAGAUAUACUACUGUGUGAGAAAUGUUUUCUUUACAAGGAUGUAGUGACAAUGACUUAUUGAUUCAAAUUCUCUCAAAUCCAUGUCAACAAAGCAAGAUCUCACAGGAUCAAGUUAUGGAUUAUGCUUCUCUGGAGGCCAUACAUACGCAUCCUCCAAAUAUUAAUGCCCAGAAAAAGAGACAACCCAAAAGAAAAAUAGGUAAUGAUGAAAAUGCUUCUGAUGAUUUCAAGCUUAGGAGAAUUAUACAUAGAGAUAUAGAACGUCAAAGAAGACAAGAAAUGUCUGCUCUCUAUUCUUCUCUCCGUUCUCUCCUUCCUCUACAAUAUAUCAAGGGAAAGCGUUCGGUAUCGGACCAUAUGCAUGAAGCUGUGAAUUAUAUAAAAGAAAUGCAGGCAAACAUCAAAGAACUGGAGAAACGGAAAGACCUACUAGUUAAGUCGUCGCCGCUACCAAAUUCAAUUCGACGUGAAACUGAAAAUGGUAGCACAAAUAGCUUCAUAGAUUGUACUGUCACAGUGAGCCCCUGUCAUUGUGGUAUACAGAUCUCACUCAGCGUAGACUGUAAGGGGAAAUGUUUUCCUCUUUCAAAAUUGUUGCGGGAGCUUCUGAAACAAGGACUUAAUGUUGUUAAUUGUGUUUCUGCAAAUGCCAAUCAAAGGUCACUUUACACAAUUCAGACCGAGGCGUGUGAUAUGAACAACGUCGAUCACUUGGCACUGCAACAAAAAGUGACUGAUAUGGCCAACUCGAAGGACUUGUAGUUCCCGACUUAACAGUAAUAACAUACCAUGAAGAUGCUUUCUACCAGCUUUUACCAUGAGGCAGAUGGUAUAAAGUCAAAAUUAAGUAAUAAAAAAGAACUUUGGGUAUAAGGAUGUUUGGUUUGUAGAAAAUGCCGUGUUGCAGCUUUCCAUUAAUGGUCCGGGUGGUGUUUCCAUGUAUAUAAAGCAAUGAGUAAGAAAAACAAAAAACAAAAAGAUUUUCUGCUUUUCUAC